Molecule: messenger RNA, 670 nt
Organism: Aphanomyces invadans
Lineage: Eukaryota; Oomycota; Saprolegniomycetes; Saprolegniales; Verrucalvaceae
Exons: 1
Coding region: 142-600 (152 amino acids)
Source: RefSeq, a predicted model, not a curated record
AUUUAACCCCACGUUUGCGAUUCACUCUGUCUCGUGAUACGAAGCACAUGCCUGGUCACGGAAGCAGACGAGUGGACAAGUCGUGAGCUUGCUUCGCCCUCUUUGUUCGCCCAAAUCGCCUUCCAGCCAGCCAAUUCCUUCAUGAGGCCCCGCUGUCGGCUGCAACGACCUCCCCUCCGUCCAUGUCGUGCCACGCGUCCAUCAACGGCCAUCGCAUGCAUUGAAUGUCUCAAUAUAGCUCAGGCCGGACCCAUGACGUGGCUGCCGCUGCGUCUCUUCACACUCGUGUGUUCGCUACGGAUCCGCUCUAUCUUGCCUUACCAAGAGCUUGAUCUGAAUGCUUCAGGGUACAGCGACACGCAGCCAAACAUGCACUCGCUGUGGUCGCGGCGGCAGCCACAGGCUCAACAUCGAGGCCACCCCAUUCGACCUGCCAGACUCGAUGCUCUGCAAAGCUACAACCAAGCGCAAGAACGUUUCCAUCCGCCACGGACAACCCUCCCACCUUCACCCGACCCAACUUGCUCUUGGGCGUUGCAACCUGGACCUUCGAAAUCUUUCCGGAUGAGACUUUGGUGCAUGCAUACAAAAUCUAAAUGAAUUUUGGUCUGGGUCAAGGUGCAACAAUAGACAGGAGAUGCAGCGACGACCACAACGACCGCCCUUGUUG